This is a messenger RNA of Anastrepha obliqua, 669 nucleotides long. RefSeq lists its product as uncharacterized. The record is from RefSeq and is a predicted model, not a curated record. Bases 110 to 472 code for a protein of 120 amino acids. The transcript has 2 exons. Lineage: Eukaryota; Metazoa; Arthropoda; Insecta; Diptera; Tephritidae.
CAAACUACCGUUAUGCUCACCAUUAUUCGAAUAAAAAGUGAAAUACUAAGACGUCGCUUUUCGUUUGGAUUUUGUUAAUAUUUGCAUUGUUUUAUUCGUGACAAACAAAAUGCCUCGUAGAAAUAGAAAAAAAAGUUCACUUAGUGAUCGUUUAGACAUCAUACGGAAAAACAACGUUUCAGCUGGUAUAACUGGAAUGAUUAGUGACAAUGAUGCCGCGGACAAAAGUAAAACUAAGUCGAUUUCAAAUGAAAUGCAGCCAAUUCCCGAAGGAUGCAUUUGUCAACGUGAUGCCAAAACAUUUGUGUGCAUCUGUUGCAAAAUGUUCAGUUUCGGACGUAUCUCUGAGUCUUGUCCUAUUCACCCAAAUGUUACUUACUUGAUGGAUUUCUCGUGCUGCCCCUAUUGCUAUGGACAGGCUGAACACCUUCACGUUGUUAAUAUGGAAUAUGAACGAUAUUUCAAGACAUAAUUUGUAUAUACAUACAUACUCAUCAUGCUUGCGGUUAGUGAAUAUAAAAUAAUUAUUUAACAUAAACAACUGCGUUCGAUUUGAUUUUAUAAACCUUUUGUUAUUACUAUUUAGUUGUAGUAAAUGAACUGAAAUCUUCUAAUUUUAACUUAAUUUAAAAAAUAAAUGCACACAUGAAAUGCCGCUAUGAACAUUAA